This is a messenger RNA of Gallus gallus (chicken), 2760 nucleotides long. RefSeq names its product interferon type A1/A2-like. The transcript has a single exon. Gene Ontology annotation, biological process: defense response; B cell proliferation; humoral immune response. Gene Ontology annotation, molecular function: type I interferon receptor binding; cytokine activity. Gene Ontology annotation, cellular component: extracellular region. The record is from RefSeq and is a predicted model, not a curated record. Lineage: Eukaryota; Metazoa; Chordata; Aves; Galliformes; Phasianidae. The coding region runs from base 2178 to 2759 and encodes 193 amino acids.
CUAGGAAGAUCACGCAGCAGAUCUGCCAGCAACAGAGGGACGAGCAGGUGAUCCGACACAGCCUGCACGGCUUCACCAAGGGCAGAUCGUGCCUGACUAACCGGCUGGCCUCCUGCGAUGGAGUGACCGUAUCGGUGCACAAACGGAAGGCAACCGUUGCCAUCUAUAAGGACUUCUGCAAGGCUUGCACCACAUCCAUAUCACUAAAUCGGAGAGGCGUGGGUUCAAAGGCUGGACUACUCGCUGGAUGAGGAAUUGGUUGCAUGGUCGCGGCCUCAGGGCUGCCGUCAAUGGCUCUACGCCCAGGUGGAGGCCGGACACAAGUGGUGCCCCCCCAGGCUCCGCCUUGCGGCCACUGCUCCGCAACAUCCUUAUCAACAACACAGGUGAAGGCAUCGACUGCACCCUCAGCAAGUUUGCGCACUUCACGCAUCAAGCUGAGGAGAUUUUGGUGAGAGGCCAGAGCACGGCCACAAGGACAACCAGAGGGCUGGAGCACUUCUCCUACAAAGACAAGCUGAGGGAGCUGUGCCUGCGCGGUCAGGAAAACACAAAGCACCAGGGAGACCACGUUAUAGCCUGCCACUACUUAAAGGGACCUUAUAAACAGGAAGGAAAUCAACUUUCCACACGGGUAGAUAGCGACAGAACACGGCUUUAAAAUAAAAGAGAUUAAGAUCAGACGCCACGGGGAGAUGCAGGUGAGCCACUGGCACAAAAUGCCCAGAGAGAUUCUGGAUCCACCAUUCCCAGGGGUGCUCAAGGCCAGGCUGGAUGCAGCACUGGGAAGCCUGCUCUACAGCUUCAGUUUUGCGGUUGGCAACCGCGCCCGAGGCAGCGAGUGGGAACGAGAUGACCGCCGAGGCCCCUUCCAACCCAAGCCAUUCUAUGACUCAAAGGGGGCCAACGCGACAUCUGGAGUGGGAAACAUAAACACGGACUGAAAUGGCAGGACAAGGGGCGACGGCUUUCAGCUAAAAGAGAGGAGCUUCACAUUAGCCGUUAGCAACAGACUUUGUCCGUUGAGGGGAGGUGGGCCGCAGGAAAACCUCACCCAGAGAACCCGAGGAUGCCCCAGCACGGGAAGCCUCCAACGGCAGGCUGGAUGGGGCUACGGGCAACCCGCUCGAGUGGAAGGCACCCCUGCCGACGGAAAGACGGUUGGAAGCAGAUGGCAUCUGAGGUCCCUUCCAACGCAAACCACCCUCUCAUUCCCUCAACUCCUCCAGUCUCCUCAUCCUCAAAAGGUGCUUAAAAACCACAUCAGGGGCGUCAUCCCCAUAACGUUUGAGGACUCCUCCUGGACGGCAACAAACCUUUGGCCUUCGCAACGCAAGAUCCUUGGCUUACAGCUAUCCGCCUCCUGGUACAUUUCCUCCUUCUCACCACAUGCCACAGGAAGCAAGGAAAAGAAAAGACGGUGGAGGAAGGAGACGCGUCGUCUGAGGAGCACCACAGCCACAGACCCCGCUCGGAAGGAUAUCUUCCCUUUCUCCUUCUUCCUCAAGCACAAGCCUUUCCAACGUAUUCUCAACAGCUUCCAACACAGGCGGCGCUGCCUACUCCCACCACAACCACAGCCAACCCAGAGCUCCUCACGCCACCGGAAACUACCCAAGGUUCUCCCAGCACGCAUCACUUUUCCAUGCUUUGUAAAAAACAAACAGAAACAAUGCACAGAAAGCAAACCACGGGCAACACACAUCUCACUCAAGUCGAAAGACCAAGACCCAUUACAGCACUAGGGCAUUACGUAAGAAAAGUAGAGUUGAACAGGAAGAGGGAUUUCACCAAAGGACACACCAGAGCUCUCGCCGCACGCCUCAGGGAAAGGAUGAAAAAAAAAAUAGCUGCACAACAGCUGACCCAGAAGAUUCCGCCCCACCACUUUCACAUCCCCCUCCCGGCCCUCGCAGCCAGCCACCCCAGAACACACCGCCGGACCAGGAUCUCCACCAACCGCCCCACACACAGACAAGGCACUUGCUCCCAGACCACAAAAACCAAUAGCCAAAAGUGAAAGCCACAGACAAAAUCUCUCGGCAACAGGAAAGCGAGGAAGGGAAAGAUGCCACACCACAUAAAGCCGGCACCGUGGCUGCACACAGACCACUGCCACCACCCGCACCACCACCGAGCCCCACCAGGCUCCUGCCCAGCACAACGCGAGUCCCACCAUGGCUGUGCCUGCAAGCCCACAGCACCCACGGGGGUACGGCAUCCUGCUGCUCACGCUCCUUCUGAAAGCUCUCGCCACCACCGCCUCCGCCUGCAACCACCUUCGCCCCCAGGAUGCCACCUUCUCUCACGACAGCCUCCAGCUCCUCCGGGACAUGGCUCCCACACUACCCCAGCUGUGCCCACAGCACAACGCGUCUUGCUCCUUCAACGACACCAUCCUGGACACCAGCAACACCCGGCAAGCCGACAAAACCACCCACGACAUCCUUCAGCACCUCUUCACAAUCCUCAGCAGCCCCAGCACUCCAGCCCACUGGAACGACAGCCAACGCCAAAGCCUCCUCAACCGGAUCCACCGCUACACCCAGCACCUCGAGCAAUGCUUGGACAGCAGCGACACGCGCUCCCGGACGCGAUGGCCUCGCAACCUUCACCUCACCAUCAAAAAACACUUCAGCUGCCUCCACACCUUCCUCCAAGACAACGAUUACAGCGCCUGCGCCUGGGAACACGUCCGCCUGCAAGCUCGUGCCUGGUUCCUGCACAUCCACAACCUCACAGGCAACACGCGCACUUAGC